This is a messenger RNA of Mycotypha africana, 894 nucleotides long. Its product is annotated as putative phosphatase-domain-containing protein. The transcript is spliced from 5 exons. The record is from RefSeq and is a predicted model, not a curated record. Gene Ontology annotation, molecular function: phosphatase activity. The coding region runs from base 1 to 894 and encodes 297 amino acids. Lineage: Eukaryota; Fungi; Mucoromycota; Mucoromycetes; Mucorales; Mycotyphaceae.
AUGAUUGCUUUGAUUCUCGAACCUGUUGAGCUUGGAAUGACUGUUAUUGAGCAGGAUAGCGACGUUUGGACCAUUCAACGUUUAUCGCCACAAUUAUGGGAAGAGGUUUGCAAGAAAAAGAGUGAAGUGCAAUGGACUGAUUUGAUGGAUUGGGCCUUAUGUAAACUGCAAAACUAUGGUAUCACCAAGGACGACAUUGCCAAUAAUCUGAAAGAGAUCCCUUUUACGAACGAGAUGCGACGUGUAUUGUUGGACUUGAAGGAAAGACAUAUCCCGGUUAUAUUAUUAUCAGAUGCCAACCGCUUUUACAUAGAUGCAAUCUUAACGAGCGUUGGUGUCAUAGAUUGUAUCACAGAAAUUGUUACCAAUCCAAGCUAUAUUGAUGAUCAGGGUCGAUUACGAGUUCGGCGUCAUGUUCCAGUCGAUGCACCUCAGCAUAACUGUCCAAACGAGUGUGCUGCUAAUUUAUGUAAAGGUCAGGAAAUGGAUCGACUUAUAGAGAAAUAUAGUAAAAGGUUUGAUCUGGACCACUCCGAUAAUGCAUUCAAAGUCGCCUAUGCAGGCGAUGGCAAAAAUGACUUUUGUGCGUCUACUCGAUUGAAGCCAUGCACGGACAUUUUCUUUAUGAGAAAGGGGAAAGGAUUGGAUGAUUACUUGAAUAAAAGACCCGAAGAAAGAAACAAAAUCCGCUCUAUGGUGGUAGACUGGUGGACCCCCCAAACUGUCAUGGAUGUGAUGCCGAAGUAUUUUGACGGUACAUUUCGACCACAGCAGCAGCUUUCCCGAGGAGAGAGCAACGAACAUUUAGCGAAUGAAGAGCAUGAAGAGAAAGCCACAACAGCUUUCGAUACAACGUCAGCAAAGAUUUCUGAUGCAACAACGUGCAAAGCAUGA